UUCCUCAGCUUCAAGUGGAACUAUGAGCAUGUGGCAGGACAUUUUUGCAGCGAAGAUUGAAGAAAUGCACAUAACAGAUCUGUGGACACUCCUGAAGGAUGAUGCCCUGCAGCUGCAGGCCUGCAGGCCUGGCUGGAAGGAGUUUGUGCAGCGCCGUGCUCUUGGCAGGUUUCAGUGCUCCCAGUGCUUUCAUAACUGGUCUUCUGCCAAAGUGCACGUCCUGUUCCACAUGUACCACUGCCCAGGCGGGGGCACGGUGUGGAUGCGAAUCUUUCGCCAGAAAUGCAGGCGCUGCCCUAACUCCCGGCUGGAGGAUCCUCAGUUCAGCCUGGACACUGUGGAGACAAUUCUGCACAACCUGGUGAUAAAGAUCCUCCAGUACUUCUACAAGAAGCCUGUCCAGCCCUCUGACCUCCUGGAAGUGGUGGUGGAUACACCGGUGACGGGGCCACACGACCGUGCCCACUGCGAGGCCUGCGAGCUCGGCAUUUGCAGCAGGGCCCCGGCGCUGGAUGCCUGGAAGUCCUGGAUGGAUGAGGACGAGGUCAGGAUGCACAGCAGCAAGCCAUGGCUGGUCUGGCCAUCAGAUGUCUGGGAGUCCUUAACAAAUAUGGGGGAGGCUGGAACCCAUCACACGGGGUCACAGCCAUCCCUGGGAUCAGAUGACUGCAAGCCCUUGGUUGGUGUGGGCAAGGCCAGGACCCAUCGCACUAAGUUGAAGUCAGCCCCAGCACAGGUUGCCCGGAGUAAAAAAGAAUCCAGGACCUCUCAGACCCCAAAACACCAGGGCUUAAGGGCCCACAAAGCCUCGACCCACCACCCCUCACCCUCCAACAGCAACUUCUCCUGGAAAUGGUGCUGCUGCAUCAGCAGCUCUUUGCUCUGUGUUUUGGCACUGGUCAUCUUCAUUGUGCUUUAUUUUACCAUCAUGUAGAGGGACCUGGGGAUCACAAAGAGGAGCUGGGGUGAUGGCUAGGGAAGCUGAGGAACUGCCUGGAAAAUUGGAUACCCAAGGCCAGCCCUUGCUCUUGAUUCAGCAAGCUCCCCAGCUCCUGGUGGCAUAGGAGCACACUGGGAUGCCUCGGCCAGACACUUUGUCCAACAGCCUUUGGAAGACUGAUGGGUCUGAUGGAUUCUUAUGGGACAUAUUCUGUAUGAGGAUGAAUCUCCCAGCUACCCCAUGCACAGGAUGAGGUUUAUUACUUGCAAGGAUAACACAACGCCCUUCUCCUCAGCCCAGGAAUGCAUUUGUGCUUUUUAAUGUCUCAAAAGAUUUUUCUGGGUGUGGGCAUCUCAAAGGGAAGCCUUGGGCUGUUUUUAUCUCCCAGUGGAGCUCUGCUUCCAGAGAGGCACAUGCCCAGUCUGCCCUGCCUUUGGCCAGCUGUCUGGGUACCCUGCAGAGGGGGCAAAGGGUGCCAAACUUGGCAAGUGCAAGAAGGCUGUGGCAGCAAGUCCAAAGUCUAUGCCCCAGUUAUGCAGAAAUUGCAAAUAUUGGGCUACAGGGUCUGGGCAACCGGGAAGAUGCAGACUCUUGCCUUCUGCUACUUCACCCUUCAGGGCUUUAGGGACCUGGUGGGUGUCAUAAUGUUGGGAGAAAACCUGCUGUCCCCAUGCAGCCUAACACUCUGACUCUUACCUUCCCUGCAGGGCAGCUGGGCUCCGGCAGAACUUAGCUUUGGGCACAGCAUGUCCUGUGGCCACAAGUGAUUUCAGCUGGGAUGGAGAAAAUUUUCUUCUUUGUAGCUGUUACUGCACUGUACUUUGGAUUUAAUAUGGGAAUAAUAAUGUUGAUGUUUUAGUAGCUGCAAGUAGUGCUUACUCUAAGUCCAGGACUUUUCUGUUUCCUGUGCUCUGCCAGUGGAGCAGGUGCACACGGAGCUGGGAGGGAGCACGGCUAGGACAGCUGAGCAGAACUGGCCCAAGGGACUUUGCACACCAUAGAUCAUCCUGCUCAGUGGGUAAACUGGAAGAGUUGGCUGGGAUGGGCUGAUUGCUCUGGGGGAUGGGCUGGACAUCGGUCAGAGGGUGAUGAACAACUGUAGUGUGCAUCUCUUGUCUUUGUUAUGUCUCUCUAUCUCUCUGUUCAUGAUUGUUAUUAUUAUUAAUAUUUAUUUUGUUUCAAUUAUUGAACUGUUCUUAUCUCAAUUCACAGACUUUACCCUUUUCCAAUUCUCCUCCCCAUGCUACUGGGGCAGGAUGGUUUGACUGAGAGGUUGUGCUGUGCCUAGUUACUGGCUGAGCUUAAACCACAGCAACUUGAAUAAACUUUUGAAAUAGCCUGUAGCCUGUUCAUCACAAGCGACCAUGGUUACCAAGGUCAGUCUUCCCCGGGAUCCUGAGGUGAGCAAGCAGUGGUGGGGAGGUAUGGUGUGCCCUGUGAGAGAGAGCAUUGUGAGGGCUGUCACCAGGGAGUGCCCUUGGGAUACCAGGGAUGCCAUGCGAAAUCCAUCUCCAUGGGGCCACAGGAGAAUCCAGGAGAUGCAGCCACGCUGCUUACCUGAGU
Serinus canaria (Common canary) is the source of this 2503-nucleotide messenger RNA. Its product is annotated as receptor-transporting protein 4-like. Gene Ontology annotation, molecular function: olfactory receptor binding. Bases 23 to 934 code for a protein of 303 amino acids. NCBI's taxonomy places the organism in Eukaryota, Metazoa, Chordata, Aves, Passeriformes, Fringillidae. Gene Ontology annotation, biological process: protein insertion into membrane; protein targeting to membrane; detection of chemical stimulus involved in sensory perception of bitter taste. The record is from RefSeq and is a predicted model, not a curated record. The transcript has 2 exons.